AUGGUUGGGGUCACAGGCCAGGUUCAGCAGGUAGCGGGCAGCGUGGUACAGAGGGUCAGGCAGAGGAGAAUGGUCAGACAAGCCAGGGAUCAGGAGCAGGAGAAUGGUCAGACAAGCCAGGGAUCAGAGCAGGGUCAGCAGAGAAUCAGACAGGAACAGAGAGCAGGAACAGGAUACAGGGCCCAAGAGAAACACAACACCAAGGCAGAGUCUGCAGGUCUGAAUGUCCCUUAAAUACACCAGUAUAAUUAGUUCCAGGUGUUUGACUGGCUGCAAGGUUGAGUCUCUGAUUGCUUGGAGCACCCGCUGGCCAGCCCUGGUACUGCAGCUCAUAAGGCAGCUGAGUCCCACUAUUGCUGGCCAGUCCAUUCCUGACACCCAUAGACCUGAAUGGACUGUCCGAUCACUGAAAACUGAAAGGCACAGACCUGAUCAGAUCCUUCAUGUAAAAGGGGCCUCAAGUAUCAAAACA
Messenger RNA from Staurois parvus, 472 nucleotides. The record is from the annotation of a GenBank genome assembly. Lineage: Eukaryota; Metazoa; Chordata; Amphibia; Anura; Ranidae.